AUGGUGUCGGACGCCGAGCUUGCAGAGGCUUUAGUCCCUUUCGCUUGUUGCGCCUUGGGCUGGUUUUGUUUAGGCUAUCACACAAAUGCUGCCCCAGGGCGUUCGGCUGCCAUUGCUAGACUCCUCGCAGCCGCAAAUUUGUGGCCGCCGACUGCUACUGAGACUACAGUUGCUCAUGUCUUAGCUCGGCUACUGUCUACAAUGCCACAAGUCCUGACCCUGGUGCCAAGAGCAAUCUCUACGUACACACCAGUGCUGGCCUCGCAGCAACCUGCAACUUUGAUGCAUGUCUUGGAGUUCGUGCCCUACAGCGGUGAUUCUAGAUGCAAGUGCGGCCGACCCUUGGUUCUUUGGCGGCAAACAGAAGCCCUUUGCUUCACUUUUGGCCGUGGGCUGGUUCGGGCACGAGUGCUCUUCCUGCGAUGCUUUCAAUGUGGCUCUUGGAAAUGGGACGAUGUGCCUGAAAACAGCCCCUUUCCUCAUGGCUUUCAUCAUCCUUGCCACAUCCAACCUGAUCGCAGAGACGCACGGUGGUUCUUUGCCACUCCAACUGUGUGUUGGGAGGUGCACUUUUUGCAGUUCAUCUUUGGGUGCAUGGCCCGUGGCGGCUUGAGUGCUUCUGCUCUAUACGAUAUAUAUUCCUCUUUUUGGUCAGCUACCAUGCGCGGGACGAUGUUUGCUGCUCGGGAACAUUUUGUCCAAAAGCUGCUCUUCGCCGUUUUGGUGCAUGCGUCCAUGCUGUUGUUGGACACUUCUGGAAUUGAAGAAUUGCACUCCUUUCAGUGGCAUUUGCGUCCCCAUCAUGAAGCUGCAGACUUUGAGCCAUUGCUGCGCAAGCUCCGUGCCGGCUUUGAUAGGCUGGCCUCUGAGCAUGCUUGUCCAUUGUUCGACAAGGUCCGCGCAUGUGUGAUCGACGGAAAAUGGUCUGUCCAGACACUGGUUUGUAACGACCGUGGCUCUGGCCUGGUGUGGGAGCCCAAACUCCAGAUGGGCUACUUUCGUGGCUGCUCUUGUCGACCAGCUCCUGGUUCCAAAUAUUGCCGGGCGCAUGGUCAAUGUGAAGUGCCCCCUGAAGAGUCCUGCAUCCGAAAGCACAGAGAAAGGCAGACCCAGGAAGGGCUUUCCUUGCAGUACCUGGUUCAAGAUGCUUGGGUUGAUGCUGCAGCAGUGCCUUUGAGCCAUGUGCGAGCUUACGAGCUCACUUUACUGCGCCAAAAACCGCGUGACAAUCUAGUGGAUGAGCCGGAUUCUUGCCGUCACAAGGACGACCGCAAGGGCAUCUCCGAAACCCGGGUUGUUCGGAAGUCCAAUGGCAUUCUGGUGGCGGUGUCGCCAUGCCUGCAUAUUUUGGCUAUCCGUCCCAUGUAUGCCUCUGAGUCUGUGACUCAAGUCUUCUUGGUGCAGUAUUUGCUCAGCCUUUUCAGCACAUUGGCCUUUGUCGUCUACGACAAUGCCUGUGGAGCUGCUCGGAGCGCACGCAAGCGCGUGCGUGACUUGACACUUGCUCCUCCGGUGCGGGCAGCUUGGCAGCGGCUGGCGAACCUCCAUUGGGUGGUGGACAGGCUGCACUUGCGAUAUCAUUCUGCUUGCCGUCAACCAUCCAGUCCUUGGUUUGUUUCUGGCGUUGAUCCAGCUGCACACCCAGAUCUCUACGGCAUUGACACCGAAGCUGCUGAGCAAGUCUUUCAUGUGGCUGGCCGAUGGCAGCUUGUACUUUCCUAUGCCGCACCUAUACACCAAGAACUCUUCUUGCUCCUGUUUGCUCAUGACCACAAUGUCAAGAAACGCAAGAAGCAACCAACGGUCCAGUGUGAGGAGCUACCGGCUGCAAGUGGAAGCUGUUCCGUGCGUGUGAAAGAGCCACGUGUGCACGAGCUGCAACUCACUUCGGCUUCUCCAGAGGACCAAGUUGUUGUCAACCCAAACAGUGCGACAGUGCAUGCCAUCUCAGACAUCAGCACUGUCGAGACACGUUGUGGUUGGCGCUUCGACGGCACAGGGCACAGGCCACAGAGAGCCAAAGUGCUGAAGGAUGCCAACCUCUUUUGCUGUGGUUCGUGCUUCUCUGCGCGAGUUCCUUUUUUCAAAGCACAGACAUGA
Messenger RNA from Cladocopium goreaui, 2100 nucleotides. Lineage: Eukaryota; Dinophyceae; Suessiales; Symbiodiniaceae. The record is from the annotation of a GenBank genome assembly.